Molecule: messenger RNA, 1678 nt
Organism: Cyprinodon variegatus (sheepshead minnow)
Lineage: Eukaryota; Metazoa; Chordata; Actinopteri; Cyprinodontiformes; Cyprinodontidae
Gene: mbd3a
Product: methyl-CpG-binding domain protein 3-like
Exons: 6
Coding region: 122-850 (242 amino acids)
Source: RefSeq, a predicted model, not a curated record
GUCCUGUGACAGCAGGACUCGACUGCUAAACAUACUGUAAUUUCAGAGCAGGUAGAUAGUAGACUUUUCCUCUAUUUAUUAUCGCAGAAUCUCCAGCCAGCGCAGCGAUACAACCGGGACCAUGGAGAGAAAGAGUCUACCUGUUAAACGCAUUCUCAACAAGCCCCAGAUUUUCCGCAGCGACCUUCGCACCGAUGUAAACGCCGGCCAGUUGCGGGCUGGACGGUCACUACAAACUAAAGUGCAGAGGAGCAGACACAAGAAUUUCUACGAUACAAACCAUCAGAUUAAGGUCAAGCCUGAUCUAAACACAACACUCCCUGUGCGACAGACUGCUUCCAUCUUUAAACAGCCAGUCACUAAGAUAACUAAUCAUCCAAACAACAAGGUGAAAACAGACCCUCAGAAAGCCGUGGACCAACCAAAACAACUGUUCUGGGAGAGGAAGCUGAGCGGGUUAAAUGCAUUCGACAUAGCAGAGGAGCUGGUGAAAACUAUGGACCUUCCGAAAGGCUUGCAGGGUGUCGGCCCAGUGUGUUCUGACAAAACACUGCUGUCUGCCAUCGCCAGUGCCCUGCACACAAGCCCAGCACCCAUCACUGGCCAGCUAACUGCUGCAGUGGAGAAAAACCCUGGAGUCUGGCUAAAUACAACACAGCCGCUCUGCAAAGCGUUUGUGGUGACCGACGAUGACAUCAGGAGGCAGGAGGACCUGGUGCAGAACGUACGGAGACGGCUGGAGGAGGCACUGAUGGCUGACUCUCUUGCUCAUCUAGAGGAUGCUGCUGCAGAUGCAGUAGUUGACAAAGAGGAGAAGAAGGCUGAACCGCUGGAGAAGGAUGAGUUAUAGCCAAGGUAGAUAGAAACACAGCAUGAGUGGCAGAAAUCCUUUCAUUCAUCAGAGAAGGGUUUACAGAGAUAUAAACUAUUAUACAUUCCUGAUUUAUGUUCUCAUCUUUCCUCAGGUUUGCUGUUAAACUCCAUAUACUAAAAAAACUCCAUUUUGAAUAGUAUGCAGGAAAAAGAAAAACAAUGAAAUCUUUCAUUUUUCCUAACCUAAACAAAGACUUGUCAUCUUUAUGCUCUAUAGUUUUUACACUUGGUAGUGUAAUCCUCUAAGGGUGCUUCUUUUUGUUAUGUUUGUUUUACCUCUACUAAUGUAAGGCAGCUGUGGAUGGUGCUCAAUACAAUGCAGUAUUACAUUUAGUUUCCAGCUGUUUAACCUCAGUGUUGAAGUUACAAACCUCACAUAUGUGAAUUUCUAUGUUAUAACGUUUGUCUGUUCAGCAAAAGCUGUAUAUUUUUAACUACCCCCAGAUUGUCUUGCUUUUACAUUUUACUGAUACUGCAGGUUGGUUGUUUUAUGGUGUGUUUCUGAAAGCAUUGAUGAGCAGCAGUAUUUUUUUUUUUUUUUUUUUUUUGUAUGAAACACAGCACUCAUGGCUGUAAAUAAACUGUCUUCAAGUUUUACGGUCAGUUCUUCUCAUAAUUCAUUUGAAUUUACUAAACCGGAGUCAUUGUAUUUGCAUUGUCAGAUAUGUUUUGUUCUUUUGCCAACAACAUUAAAGUUCGGAGAUUCAUUAGAGAUCUGAACAGGUAUCUGAAACUGUACAACGCUGAUGUACUGUACGUUGUUACUUUACUUUGUGGAAUAAAUGCAGCUUCUUUUGAACAAAUC